AUGGACGGCUCCAUAUCCCCGAGGAUAAAAAGACUUGUAGACUCGGGUAUCUUCAAGGACCCAGAAAUCGACAGGCUUGGAUACGGAACGUUCCAGAAGCAGCAGGGUGCAGAACCAAACCAGUCGGUGCGGAGGGCCAGAGACCUGAGGGCCAGAGUCGGUGCGGUGCUGAAGGAGUCCAGGCGCGAGGGGGCAAAGAUGCUCAUGGAGAUAGUCUUGAUGUACAUAAAGGGAUACAUGGAGGAAUCUGCCAGAUGCAGGGUUGUUGACAUGAUCCGCAGGUGGAAGGGCCUUGCAAAGUACAUUGCAGAGGCGAUGGAGGAGCUUGGCGAGGAAGAGGCUGGCACGUUCCUCAGGACGGUUCUGUUCAAUGUGAAGUUCCACUACCUCCAUCUAGAAAGCUCCUUGAUAGCCAAGCAGGGGAAGAAGAGUGAGGGCCGGGAGAGCAUAUUGGUGUAUUUUCUGAACGAAUACAACGAUCUCUACAGCAUAUUUGCUUCAUCGAAAGCGAAGGGAUUCAGCGUUCUGCAGCUCUGCGACCUUGAGGACAUGAUAAGAGAAAAAAUAAACUCGAUGUAG
Molecule: messenger RNA, 579 nt
Organism: Encephalitozoon cuniculi GB-M1
Lineage: Eukaryota; Fungi; Microsporidia; Unikaryonidae
Exons: 1
Coding region: 1-579 (192 amino acids)
Source: RefSeq, marked provisional